Emericellopsis cladophorae is the source of this 672-nucleotide messenger RNA. RefSeq lists its product as uncharacterized. The transcript has 2 exons. Lineage: Eukaryota; Fungi; Ascomycota; Sordariomycetes; Hypocreales; Bionectriaceae. The coding region runs from base 1 to 672 and encodes 223 amino acids. The record is from RefSeq and is a predicted model, not a curated record.
AUGCUGAUCAAGGGACCUAGAGCUGCACUGAAGACGCAUCCCGAUAGGGUCGCGUCAGAAUCCCCAGACCGUGCAGAGCGCACGCGCAAGUUCCAGCUCGUCAACGACGCCUACUACACUCUCUCAGACCCCACGCGCCGACGCGACUACGACGCGCAGCGCAAGCUGUUCGGUGGCGCACCAUCUACCGAACCCGGCCGCAGCUCAGACGACCCGUUCGGCGACCCAGACGAAGAGAUCCCUGGCGCAUUCCCUGGCGGCGCGGCAGGGGCUGGUGGCAGUUUCCCGUCAUGGGCGUGGAACUUCUUCAAGAACCAGAGCGGCGGUGGCGCAGCGAAUGCCGAGGACAGGCAGCGCACCGAGGAUGCGCAGUUUGAGGAUGUCUUUGAGGAGAUGAUGCGCGAUGAGGGCAUGGCGGAGGACGGCUCCAACAGGCCGACCAGCAGGUUCUGGAGCAUGAUCGGCGGCGCGAGCGGUGGCGCCUUGGGCUUCAUCGUCGCCAACGUACCCGGCGCAGUGGCGGGUGCAGUCGCCGGCAACAGGCUCGGGGCUGUGAGAGAUGCCAAGGGCAAAAGCGUCUACUCGGUUUUCCAGGAGCUGCCGCAAGGUGACAGGGCGAGGCUGCUGAGCCAACUGGCCGCCAGGGUAUUCAGUCACGCUGUUGGAGUGUAG